Hepatospora eriocheir is the source of this 669-nucleotide messenger RNA. NCBI's taxonomy places the organism in Eukaryota, Fungi, Microsporidia, Hepatosporidae. The record is from the annotation of a GenBank genome assembly.
AUGGAAAUAGAAGGAGGAGGAUUUUUAUCAAGUAAUAACCAACAGGGAAUAAUGAUUGCUAGAUCAUUAAGAAGACUUACAUGUAAACAAUUAAACAAUGCGGUUACAGAUGAAAGUAAUCCAAACAUCUUUCUAGUUGAUACAACCAGUAUCAAUACAGUUGUUUUAAUAGGAUUUGUAAAGUCUGUUAAUAAGACAAACGCAGGAGUUAUUUUUACACUAACCGACACUACUGAUAAUAUCAGUUGUGCAUUCUUUACUAAUAAUAGUUAUGAGGAAAUACAAAUACCACUAGUUGUAGAGGGUGGUUUAAUUAAAGUUGUUGGAAAGUUAAGAACAUUCAAUGAAAAGAAAAGUGUAACAGUAACACAUGUAUUAGAAUGUGAAGGCAAUGAUUUUAUUUAUCACUUAACAGAAGCAUUUUAUGAAUAUUUAUUUAAUACGAAUGUAAUAACUCCACCUAAAAAGAAAACUAAUACAAAUAUUGAAAGUGAUGUACUUUCAGUAUUUAGAAAUAAUCAAGGAGAUGAAGGAUUAGAAAUUGAUACAGUUGUUGGUAUGUUAAGUGGGAAUUAUAGAGAAACUGAAAUUAGAGAUGUUAUAAAUAAUUUACAAUUAGAAUGUCAAAUUUAUAACGUUGAUGAUACAAAAUAUAAAACAACUACUUAA